UUGGAUUCGGGUGUUUAUAGUCGUCUCCGACAUUUGCGCCAAGGAUACAUUUGUAAACUGAACACUUUGGUAUAAUAAAUUUUACUGUAUACGCAGUUAUGUGGCUAUGAAUAACUAUGGGACUAUUAUAUGUUAUUGAUAUAAUAUAAAGGAACACAAAUAGAAGUGUUUUAGUGGCUAAAUGGGAGAAGAAAAGUGAGAAAUCAACUGUUAAAUGAGCGACUCUGAUUGGGCUUUGACCCGAGCAUUGAAGUGCAAGAAGGGCAGUCUAAUUUGGUAAUUGCCAUGCAACCAAAGGUUGUCUAGCCAUUAUAGGGACAGAAAGUCUCCGCAAUGACAUCAAUGGAGUACGAGGUGGACUCCAUGGGCGGCCUUAUGCCGCAAAUUUUGGCCCUGACAGCACCGCCUGGUACCAGAGAUCCUAACCGACAGCAAGGGACAACUACAUCAGGAAAUGGAAGAGAGGGCCUUGCUGCACAUCCCUAUUUUCGCCGUCCAGGUCGUGGGCAUAAUCACGAUUCUUGCGAUGCUUGUGGGGAAGGUGGCGACUUGAUAUGUUGUGAUCUUUGCCCUGCUUCUUUUCACCUGACUUGCCAUGAUCCUCCACUUGAUGAAAAAGAUAUACCCAUGGGUCAGUGGGUCUGUCAUCAGUGCAGAUUAGGAGGGCCUGAAGAUGAUAGAACUUCUGUGUCAAGUGGGAAAUCCAAUAAAAGUUCGAAAGGAAUUAAAAGAAAAGAAAAAGAUGAGGAGAAGCCAUCAUCUUCGGUCCCUGGAAAAUACGACCCAAACGAAAAAAGAGUAUGUUCUGGUGGACGUGAGUUUGAGAUCUCUGAUUCACCACUCUUUACACUUAUUAAGGCUGCAGCUUCUGUGAAUCCAAAGCAGUUUACUCUUCCAUAUGAGAUGACUCUACCUGUUUAUUUUCCUGGCGAGCCUAAAAAUCCAGCUGGUAAGACAAACGGUACGAGAAAAGGUUCUCAAAGGAAGAAGUCUCAUGAACUAGACAAUGGUUUAGUACCCUUACCUGCCAAAUUGUGUUUUCAGUGUAACAAGAGUUGCCGUACAGGUCCCUUGGUGCCGUGUGAUUAUUGCCCACUCUUCUUCCACCUUGACUGUUUGGAUCCACCUUUAACAACACCUCCAAUGGGGAAGUGGAUGUGUCCAAAUCAUCCGCAACAUUUCUUGGAUUCUGCCUUGUUGACAUCCCAUAGCUUGAGUGAAAGAGUGAAGUUGUGGGAUAAAUUUAGUGCUCCCGUUGACCAAGAUACAGUGCGGCUAAGUUUUCUACAGAGGUGCCAUCGACAAAAUCCACCUUUUCGUUUUAAAGUUAAACGUGCACUCAGGUCUAGAAUACGAGUACCAUUGUCUGUCCAACAACAAUAUCUAGAUCCACCUGAGUUACUACCACGUCAUGGUCCACCUCAGUACUUGCUUCCUUCAAAUAUUGAUGGUGAGCUAGAAGCAUCUAAUGCAACAACAGCUCCCAACAUGUCUUCGUUUAGAGCAAGUACCAAUAACCCUGUUACCUCAUCCAGUUGUACGAUAUCGCAAAAUCAGGAAGACUGGCGUCAUGUCGAAAUUAAAGAAGAACCUGUGGAAGAGACUGAAGGCACAGCUGUAUUAAAAGAAAGUAUAGAUAAAGAAGAAAAAAUAGAAGAUAGAAGAAAAGAAGAAAGAAGAAAAGCCACAAAAGAAGAAAAAGAUGAGUGGUUGGCAAGUUUGCUGUGUUUUCAAGCUAGUAUUGUUAAACACAUGGCCAAUGACAACACCAGCACAGUCAAUAAAGUAGAAAGACCGAAGGAGUUGAAUGGGCCGUCGGUAUUAGGAAACUGCUACGAAGCCCCUCCAGUUCUAGAAAAGCCAGGCUGUAUGAAUGGUGACCUCACUUCCCAUGAUAUCAAUAGUAAACGCAAUCGAUUCAUUGACAACAGAAGACUGCAACCUGGACUUAUUAACAACAGUUUUGCAUCACCUACUUACCUCCCUGCCAAAAAAGGCAUUCUUAAGACUCAAAAGGGAAAAAACCUUAAUAAUACGGGAAUUAAAACACCAAGACAAAGAAAGUUGUCCGCCUCAGAAAUAUUAUCCGAAACCUUAACCUCCCUGGCAUCAUCAUUGAGGGAUUCUAUCACUGGUAAGCAAGCUGAUGUGACCUUAAGCCAGUUAGAAAGAUCGGUUGUGGAAGUUUUAGCGUGGCAGCGUUUAGAGGAACUCUUGUGUCCACCAGAUCCCAGUGCAGCACGUGUAACCACAAAACCACUUCCAGCACGUGCUCUGUUAUGCCCUUUGGUUCCAGAUAGUCACCUACAAGACUGGGCUGUCAAACCUCCAACACCUUCAUAUAGUACUCAACCAGUACCAAUGACGUAUAGAAUAAUUCAUAUAGGGAAAGGAAGCCAUAAUCAUGCAGAUCUAAGUACUUAUGGACAUUGUAAUUACAUUUCCCAGGAACACGCAGCAAUAUUUUAUGAUGAGAAUACUGGGCAUUAUGAAUUGCUCAACUAUAGUCCCCAUGGUACGCUGGUUGAUGGCAUUGAAUACCGUUAUGAUCAUAGUGAGAAAACUGUCAGCCAUGCUCCUCCUCCUCCUCUACUCCAGCAAGUCAGAGCGAUUAUCAAUCAGAGGAGAAACAUUGUGCCUGAAAAACCUUCUCGUGAUGCAAUGACAGACACACCAGGACAAAUAUUAGCAAGGUGUAACUGCAAGCGUGGAAAGUUGAAACCAGGUCCUCACAAUAAGUCUCCUAAUUUUGGUAGCGGUGGAUGGGAAGGAGGAGCAGUUCUGCACCAUGGUUCUCAUCUCAGAUUUGGGUGCCUCCAGUUUGUGUUCAGUAUAGUAGAUGAAGCCAGCAAAGCUGACUGGGUCCAGACGACCAUUAAUACUUAUGAUAAGUUUUUCAAGCAAGAAGAAGAAGAGCAGCAACAGGAAGAAGAGACUAAAGAAGAAGCAGAUGAGGAGGAAGAUGAAGAGGAGGAGGAAGAGGAAGAUGAAGAUGAUGAGGAUGAAGAAAAAAAGAAUUGUAAAAAAGAUGAAAAGACUUCAAAGUCAUGAGAAUUGGCCUAGAUUACACCAGUUUAUUGUUUAUUAUUACAUAUAUAUAUAUAUACUUAUAUAGAUAUAUUAUUUGUCAAGAGACUUUAAUCAGAUGUGAAUAUGAAGGGAAGGAACUAUGGUAAAAUAUAGACCUUGAAAGAAUAGUAAGAAUAUUAAAGACAUGAAUGAUAGAGAAUUGACUUUGUGAGAAAUGAAAGGGAUUGGGUGAAUUUAGGCACUGCCAAAGAUUGCAGAUAUAUUAUAUUUGCAACAAAAUACGGUCCUACAAAAGGAGUUUUUUUCAUUUAACAUUAGUUGGGCAUUAAGUUAGUUUCUGCAGAAUCUCUUGUGGAAGUUGUGUUCAAGAAUUGUUUUGGAAAUGAUACAAACAGAAAUGUUAGUAACUUGAGCCAUUGCAUAAGAUCAUAUGAACUCAGAAUUUUAUAUUGAUCUGCUGGCAGUAUGUGGCAGCUGUUUUGACAUGCUCUGAAAUUAUAGGCUUCAUGUUUGCAUUAUCCAGAUUAAAACUUCAGUGUGCUGUUAACAUUAUGCACAAAAUAAAGUUUAGUUUUACUUAGAAAUGUAAAGUUUUACAAGCUGUACAUUUGAUGCCUUUUGUUGGUAACUGAAGUCUAAUGCAAUUUCUUAUACUGUACUGCUGACAGUCAGACAUUUUUCUCUGACAGUUUCUUUAAUGUUAUUUUGUUAACUCAUCUUUGUAAUUUUACCUGAUUUUCUUAAAUUAUAAAAUUUGGUACAUGGUUGUAGAACGCAUUUUGUGUACCAAAACUAUGUUAUCUAAAGCUCUCAUUAUUAAACAAUCUAUAUGUAUUUUUAGUGUUUAUUGUAUAUAUAUGCAGUAUAAUAAAAAUUUAUUGUCCUUCACUAUGGGUAAGGAUUGUAUAUAUUGUAAAAAAAAUUCAUAAUGUUAUUUUAUACUCUUGCAGUACAUUUAUGACAUCUGACUGUCUUUUUCCCUUAUGAGUGGAGAGUUUUGCCAGGCCUUCUCCCACACAUAUGUGGACUCAGUGAUUUUUACUCUCUCUCUCUCUCUCUCUCUCUCUCUCUCUCUCUCUCUCUCUCUCUCCUCUCUCUGUAUGACCUAUAAGUAACAUUCUUUUAAACUGACUCAUUUGGGUUCCCUGAAAUAUCAAAGCUUUGUCAUGGAAAUUUCUUUAGCAAACCAUCAUUUAUCUGUUCUUCAAGUCAUAUUCUUCCAUUGUUUAUUUUCACGUCAGAAGGUUUGCAAUGAGGUGGAGAAAGAUAUUGCAGCAAUAACAGAUUCCUCAAGAAAAAUGAACAUUUGGUAUUCAAAGAUUUGGCAUUGCAAAAUUUUUUUGUCUUCCAUUCAGCUUUAUCAUCAUAAAAUUAUUUAGCCUCUUUUUUUCAUUGAUAUUUGCAUAAAAAUAUUUUGUAUCUUGUGUGGUCUCUGUAAAUAUAUAUAAUUUUAGAAUUGGAAAGCUUCUACAAGUACAAAUCAGGCAUGAACCUAGCUUUUUUAAUGAAUGAAAAAGGAGAGCAGGUUUAUAGAUGGUUGAACUAUUGCAUUGAAUAUUUCAUGUUUGUGUUUGUAAUAACUUAUAAGAAAAACUUUUCUUUUAUAUUGAAUUACAAGAGGGCCCAAUCACUUCUAGAGGUAUACUUUAAAUGCUUGAGAUCUUAGCUAUUCUCCAGGGUUACAAUAUGUAAAUGUUUAUGAGAUGUGCAGUCAGUGAAAUAACAGGAAUGCUUCUCCUUUUAGUUCAUGAACUGGUGUAUAUAUUAUAAAUUAGUUUAACAAAACCAGUGAGUCAAAUUUCUAGACUCACAGGCUCAACUCAUUUUUUUUUAUAAAUGAAAAGUAGAAAAGUAAAGCUGUGUAAAGUUAAGGAAGUUGAACUGCCUAGUAAAAGAAAGGAACGCAGAAGACAGCUGGGGCAGAAGGGACACUAUGAAGAACCCUUAAUAACAUGUACAGUGCUCUGCUUUAAAGCAGUCUGUAGCAGUACUCUCCCUUGUGGAGUUCACGAGCUAAAUCACAGUUCAAACUUGCUGACUGAAUGAACAAAGUUCUGUUUGCUACUCACAUAACAGAACCCUUCAUUAGUUUGUGAACAAGGUGAAGUGCCAAUGCUUUAUUCACUGUGAACAUCACUGCAUUUCCUUCAUGCAUAUGUUGAUGUGUCAUGGAGUUAAAGAAACCCUAAGAAAACUAAGCUCAUUCAUUAUAAUUUCUUACAUUGAUUGUUGAUGCUUUAAAAAAAAAUGUACACACACACAAGCAUACUUAUUUUUGAUAAAAUUUGGUUUGGCUCUCCUAAUAAAUAUUUAUUGGUCUCUUUGCUUUUCAUGGACAUGAAUUAGAGGUUUUUAUGUUAAAUUCCUUUUAAUAGGUUAAUUGAAAAUGCAAAAUGCUCAUUAGGGGGAGAGAGGAUGCAUAUUAGUCACUGUUAGAUUGAGAUACUGUAUUCACUUACAAAGCAAUUAAGGGAAAUAGAGUUCUUUAACUUUAUUGCCAUAAGUUUGGCAUGUGUCCUUGUUUGGGCUGUAACAUGUUGCUGUUUCUAUGUACGUAUUUGUGUACCAUGAACGGUAAUGAUUUUUGGGGUAAUUCAAAUUCCAUAUCUUGUAGUGUGACAACAUGUUUAUAAUCUUAUAGUAAAUGUAUAAUGUACGUGUGACCAUAUCAGUGACUUACAUGUACAGUGCUAGACAAGCUUUAUUCUUCAGUGGAACCCUGAGUGGACAGCCUUUAUAACCCCAUAUUCUUUGUGCUAUGUCGCUAGAGAGCUUUGUUGGACUACAAGAAAAAUGUAGAUGCUAAAAGUAUGUGUCAAUUGAGGUUUUAUAUUGGUCUAAGACCAGCUGUAUUGUAUCUGGCAGUAUUCAGAUGUUUAUUCCAAGUGAGUAUAUCAAACAGAUGAUUUUGGGAGUCUUUUUCUAUCGGUAUUGUUCAUUUCUUUAUCUGAGUAAUUUGUACUUAUAAAUCUUAUUAUACUGUAUGACUAGUAUCUUUGUGA
Macrobrachium nipponense is the source of this 6032-nucleotide messenger RNA. Its product is annotated as PHD finger protein 12-like. Gene Ontology annotation, molecular function: transcription corepressor activity; protein binding. The record is from RefSeq and is a predicted model, not a curated record. Gene Ontology annotation, cellular component: nucleus; Sin3-type complex. Gene Ontology annotation, biological process: negative regulation of transcription by RNA polymerase II. NCBI's taxonomy places the organism in Eukaryota, Metazoa, Arthropoda, Malacostraca, Decapoda, Palaemonidae. The coding region runs from base 334 to 3051 and encodes 905 amino acids. The transcript is spliced from 15 exons.